Molecule: messenger RNA, 405 nt
Organism: Adineta ricciae
Lineage: Eukaryota; Metazoa; Rotifera; Eurotatoria; Adinetida; Adinetidae
Source: the annotation of a GenBank genome assembly
AUGACUCAACAUAAUUCUUCAACUUCAGCGAUCAAUCCUCAUGAAAUCCAAUCUUCUACUCACACUGCUAUUCGAAUACCUCAGACAGCUUAUGAGCAAUAUAUUGCAUCAACUACUGCUGAAGAGCAACUUAAGGCUCGGCUAAUACGUGUUAAUACUGAAUACAUAAAAACUGAAACAGCAGAACCUACGAAGAAAUCAUGCUGUGGUAUGUUCAAUGCGAUUUGUUUUAUUAUAUCUGGUCUGAUAUGUAUUGGCUUUUUCAUCACUAUUCGUCAACAAAGUUGUACAUCUGAUCGAAGAUGGACUAGGUGUGCAUAUGUGCAUAUGACAAUCAUUGCCGGAUGUAUUGAUUUUCUAUUUGGUAUGUGUUGGUUAUGUACGUUUUGUUCUAGUGGAGAAUAA